AUGUAUGAUGGUUUACCUGAUGAUUUAAUUAAAAGAUUAACUAAAUCUUUUAUUCAUGAAGAAGAAGAAGUUAAAUUACAAAUUCUUCUUCUUGCUAUUCGUGUAUGGGCAUUCCAUAGAUAUAAUAUUAUACAACAACAAGGAGGAAAAAGAAUAAGAGGAGGAAGAGGGAGAGGAAGAAGAGGAGAGCAACAUCAGCAGGGAGGAGAGGGAGAAGGAGAGGAAGAAGAAGGAGAGGAAGAAGAAGGAGAGGAGGAAGAAGAAGACGACGAAGAGGAAGAAGGACGUCUAAUACCUUAUCCUAGUAAGGAACAAAGUAAGGAGAAUUUUAUACGUAUAGAUUUAUUAUUAAGAUAUUUAUUAGAUCUUUCUUCUUAUGAUAAAAGUUAUGAGGUAAGAGACAUAGGAAGAUUAUAUAAAUCAUUAAUAGAUGCACUUUCUUCUUCAUCAUCUUCCUCUUCUUGUUGUUUAUCUCCUUCUUCUUCUUCUUGUUCUUCUUCUUUAUCUAAUAGAGAGGAGACAGCAGAAGAAAGAGAUAAACGUAUAUUUGCUGAACAAUAUUUGCAUGCAUUAUCUUCACCUCCAUCACAAUCAUCUUCUUCGUCUUCUGCUGCUGGUACUGCUACUGGGACCACCAGCAACAGCAGCAGCAGCAGCAGCAGCAGCAGUAGCAGCAGCAGUAGUGGCGGAAGUGUGAUCCCGGAUCGGGAUCGGGGUUAUACGAUCCCAUGUGCUGACCCCACAGAAGAUGAUUGGCCUUUAAGCUCGAUGGCCUUCUACCUGGGAUCGACCCCGAUCCCGGGAUCGGUUCCCCUCCCUCCUUUUGCUGCAGAGGAUUCAGAUCCUUCUCUUCGUCAAUGUAUAACAGAGGAAGAAGCAUUAAGGGAUUCUUUCUUAUCUAUAGGUAUAAGACCCCCUACAGGAGGGUAUGGAGGAGGGGCCCCUCCUAAUCGUGGAGGAGGGGGCCCCACGCAUCAUGGAGGAGUGGGGGGGCCCCAUCAUCAUCUCCAUAGCCCAACAGCAGGAGGGGCAGGAGGAAAGGGACCCCGUUGUAUUAGUUCCUCUGAUGUUAUAAGACAAGAGAAUGCAGCAACAUUGAUGGGUAGAUAUGAUGGAGGGAAGAGGCCCCUUAAUCAGGGGGACUUGGAUCUAUUCUAUGAAGGGGACCCUCUAGAGGAUUUAGAGUGUAUAGGCAGCAGCAGCAGCAGCAGCAGCAGCAACAGUAAUAGUAAUAGUGAUCCAUCGUGUAGUAAUAGUACAGAGUGUACAGGAAACAGAUCAAUUGGUGGUGUGGGGCCAGCAGAAAGUAGCAGCAGCAGCAGCACCAAUACCAGCAACAGCAGCAGCAGCAGCAAUAACUGCAGCAGCAGCAAUCCUAGCGAAAAAAUUGGUGACAGUGUAUGGGGAGCAUUUGAUGAUACACCCACAGAUGUCUACCUACCAGAUGCUGCUGCAGGUGUUGCUGCUGCUGCUGCUGCUGCUGCUGCUGCAGCUGCAGCAGCAGCAACAACACCUGCAGGAAAUACACCUGUAGGUGCUAUCAUUGUAGGAGAGGAUGAUGAAAGUGACGAAGACACACAGAGUCCAUACAAUCAGCAGCAGCAACUGCAGCAGCUGCAACAGCAGCAACAAGAGCAGCAGCAAUUGCAACAAGAGCAGCAGCAAUUGCAACAAGAGCAGCAGCAGCAACAACAGCAACAACAAGAGCAGCGGCAGCAGCAGGCAUGGGGUGCUGCUGUUUCUCCGUUUGUUUCUUAA
Molecule: messenger RNA, 1758 nt
Organism: Eimeria maxima
Lineage: Eukaryota; Apicomplexa; Conoidasida; Eucoccidiorida; Eimeriidae
Product: adaptin N terminal region domain-containing protein, putative
Exons: 2
Coding region: 1-1758 (585 amino acids)
Biological process (GO): vesicle-mediated transport
Source: RefSeq, a predicted model, not a curated record